CUUCUUGUUUUGUAGUGUAGUAGUGUGUAUACAUAAUGAUGAUUAUUACUGCAGCUUUUUAAAUAAUAUGUGAUCCCACAUAUGCUUUUGUCGGGUUGUUAUGGGGUUCUUCGAUUCUUUGUUUGGGAGAGCUGCCAGAAAGUUCAUCAAACGGAAAGACAGUGAUGCAGGCGAAGCAGUGUCAGAGAUAUGAACUACUAUUAUCUCUGAGACAUGAUGAACAUUAAUUUGUAAUUCAUGUUUCCAAACAAGGUCGAGCACUGGAAGAUCUCAGAAGUUCUCUCUACAAUGAGCUACGAACCUCCGAAAGUGCGAAGCGCCAACAGCAACGGUUUUGUGGGCCAGUGGUGGCAUUGACCUUUAAUUUCAUGGUUGCUGUAGGCAUCAUUCUGGCAAACAAAUUAGUGAUGGGGAAAGUAGGAUUUAACUUCCCAAUUUUUCUUACAUUAAUCCAUUACGCUACAGCAUGGCUUCUACUUGCCAUUUUUAAGGCAUUCUCACUGCUUCCAGUAUCCCCACCAUCUAAAACUACUCCCUUUUCUUCUCUCUUCUCGUUGGGUGCUGUCAUGGCUUUUGCCUCUGGCCUUGCCAAUACCAGCCUAAAACAUAACAGUGUCGGUUUCUACCAAAUGGCUAAAAUUGCUGUUACUCCUACCAUUGUUCUUGCAGAGUUCAUCCUUUUCAGGAAAACCAUCUCUUUCAAUAAGGUUUUGGCCCUGGCUGUUCUCUCUGCAGGUGUGGCAGUAGCAACUGUGACGGAUUUGGAGUUCAACUUAUUUGGUUUUUUAAUUGCAAUUGCAUGGAUUAUCCCAAGCGCCAUAAACAAAAUCCUGUGGUCUAAUUUACAGCAGCAAGGCAAUUGGACUGCUCUUGCAUUGAUGUGGAAGACUACCCCGAUUACAGUUUUCUUCUUACUAGCUCUGAUGCCGUGGCUGGAUCCACCAGGUGUACUAUCAUUCAAGUGGGAUCCCAGCAGCACUGCCACCAUUCUUAUAUCUGCUGCCCUUGGUUUUCUCCUACAAUGGUCUGGAGCUUUAGCACUUGGCGCAACAUCAGCAACUUCUCAUGUCAUUCUAGGGCAAUUUAAGACUUGCGUGAUACUACUUGGAGGGUAUCUUAUUUUUGAUUCAGAUCCAGGGUUUGUAAGCAUAUGUGGAGCUUUUGCGGCUCUCUGUGGAAUGUCAGUUUAUACAUCAUACAACUUGCAAGAAUCUCGUGAAAGUUCGAGUAAGCAGCUUCCAAAGAUUAACUCACCACCUCCUUCAAGAGCAAAAGCAAACAGUACUGAGGAGACCUCAGAGUUGGAUGACAAAGAUACCACAAAUGUUGUCUGAGAAGUGAACUAAGCAAAGCUUUCUUUGAAAGGGAUGUCAAAGUUCUGUACAGAGAACAGCAGUCUCAUCACUAAACCAAAGUCCAAUGAUCAUGCCAACUUCGUUUCUAUGCAGACCAUGUUCUCAAAUGAAAGUGUCGUGGGAUUUAUUUUUAUCAUUGCAAAGAAUACAAUACGUCUGUAACUGCAGCAGCAAAAAUCAAAAGCAAGAAAGAUCGAUCUUGUAAUCAAAACGUCCGAGUUUGCCAAUUAAAACAAAGCACAAGUGUCAAUUCUCUCAUGUACCAAUUGCAAUUGUAUGAUCCAACGGUUUAUGCUCGACCAGAAUAUAAUUAUACAGGUGGCGGCAAAAGAAGAAAAACUGAUAUGUUCCACCUAUUCCAUUGACCUCUUAGCUUCCUAUAACCCUUAUAACUAGAAAGUACAAGUUCUAAUAAAACAGCAACUGUUCACUGAUAAAAAUAACAGAAAUACUUUAGUCACAAAAAGAUUUUAUAAAAGUAAACUUACAAAUUAACAUGACUUGAUG
Molecule: messenger RNA, 1862 nt
Organism: Juglans regia (Persian walnut)
Lineage: Eukaryota; Viridiplantae; Streptophyta; Magnoliopsida; Fagales; Juglandaceae
Exons: 8
Coding region: 369-1334 (321 amino acids)
Cellular component (GO): Golgi apparatus
Molecular function (GO): UDP-xylose transmembrane transporter activity; antiporter activity
Source: RefSeq, a predicted model, not a curated record